Messenger RNA from Cokeromyces recurvatus, 1272 nucleotides. RefSeq names its product actin family. Gene Ontology annotation, biological process: Arp2/3 complex-mediated actin nucleation. Bases 1 to 1272 code for a protein of 423 amino acids. Gene Ontology annotation, molecular function: actin filament binding. NCBI's taxonomy places the organism in Eukaryota, Fungi, Mucoromycota, Mucoromycetes, Mucorales, Mucoraceae. The record is from RefSeq and is a predicted model, not a curated record. Gene Ontology annotation, cellular component: actin cortical patch; Arp2/3 protein complex. The transcript is spliced from 6 exons.
AUGACUAAUCUCCCUGUUGUAGUUAUGGAUAAUGGUACAGGUGGCAAUAAUGAGCCCUCAUUUGUUUUCCAAACUGCAAUUGCUACACGCGAAUCACCUUCGAGUACUGGAAGACCUGGUUUACCUUCUAAACCUUCCUUUUUUAGCAACAAUUUAGCUUCUAAACGAGGCAUUGAAGACCUUGAUUUUUAUAUUGGCGAUGAAGCUUUAGCUCAAGCUAAAACGAUGGCUUUAAAUUAUCCUAUUCGUCACGGUCAAAUCAAUAAUUGGGAUCAUAUGGAACGAUUUUGGGAACAAUCCAUCUUUAAAUAUUUACGUUGUGAACCUGAGGACCAUUAUUUUCUUAUGACCGAACCACCUAUGAAUGCACCUGAGAAUCGUGAAAUGACAGCAGAAAUUAUGUUUGAAUCAUUUAAUGUACAAGGUCUUUAUAUUGCUGUUCAAGCUGUCUUAGCCUUGGCUGCAUCUUGGACUUCAAGUAAAGUAAGUGAACAGACAUUGACAGGUACUGUUGUUGAUUCAGGUGAUGGUGUUACUCAUGUUAUCCCAGUGGCUGAAGGAUAUGUUAUUGCUAGUUCCAUCAAGAGUGUGCCUAUUGCCGGUAGUGAUAUUACUUCAUUUGUUCAAAAUUUACUUCGUGAGCGUGGAGAAACAAGUAUUCCUCCAGAAGACUCAUUCCGUAUUGCUCAAGCGAUCAAAGAAGAUUACAGUUAUGUCUGUCCUGACAUUGUUAAAGAAUUUAAAAAAUAUGACCAAGAGCCUGCCAAGUAUUUCAAGAAAUAUGAAGGAAUUCAUUCUGUCACCGGCAAGAAAUAUACGGUGGAUAUUGGUUUUGAACGUUUCCUUGCACCAGAAAUUUUCUUUAAUCCAGAGAUUGCUAGCUCUGACUUUUUAACACCUUUACCAGAAAUUGUGGAUACUGUUAUUCAAACAAGUCCUAUUGAUGUACGUAGAGGAUUAUAUAAAAAUAUCGUGUUAUCUGGUGGAUCUACUAUGUUUAAGGGCUUUGAUAAAAGACUUCAACGUGAUAUCAAACGUACAGUUGAUAAGCGUAUUCAAGAAAGUGAAUUGACGAGUCGUUCUGAGAUGAAAGCAACUCCCAUGGAAGUGAACGUUAUCUCACACAAAAAACAACGUCAUGCUGUUUGGUUUGGUGGAAGUUUAUUAGCUUCUACUAGCGAAUUUUAUAAUUCUUGUCACACAAAGGCAGAAUACGAUGAAUAUGGUCCUAGUAUAUGUCGUCACAAUAGAGUCUUUAGCUCUCUUUUGUAA